CUUUUUUCGUAUUAAAUAAUACGGAUAAGAGCAAGACAGUCUAUAGAUAGAUAGAUAACAUUUGGCUACUACUAUCUUAUAAUUAUGCCAAACACUCUCAGAAGUCUUUCGACAUACACCACCAUGAUGCGUGUUACUUCUGCUGGCAGACCGCACUGCAAAGACCUUCAUGAUAUUCUUGCUGCCUUUAUAAUACAGAUGCCACUUUCUGAUCAUCGAACUCUCUUUCGUACCUACCCUUUCAGCUUUACGACCGAAGAGGCAGUCGAGAUCCUGGGCCACCUUCAGUUCACUCAUGUCCACCGUGGCCCAGAUCCGCUUGAUCCGACCAGACAUGUCUCUACCCGCACAACCACAACAUUUAGCAUGACAAGUGGGAUGGCCAAGACGUUGUGCCAACAGUUUCUUCAGGCAAGACUGAUCGAAAACGCAUCCGACCCUUCCAAUCGACUCAUCCGAGACAAAGCGAUCUGGUGCCCAACCCCAAAAGGAAAAUGCAUGAUCCAAGACUUUAGUAUUCGUGCCCAGAUUUCCAUUGAUCAUCUAACUGCCUGUCUCGACAAACUAAAAACCAUAUCUGUCGUUACACUCGAUCGUCAGAAUAACCGUGAUAACACCUUGGCUUUUUCGCGUCCAAGUGUUUCUUUGGCCUUUCAGUUGAUGACUCAAUACGUUCCCUGUGAUGUAUUACUCACAGAUGAAGUGAAUGGAGUUGAUACCAGAAUUGCAAAAAAUACCCAAUAUACUUUUUAUGGAUCACAGUGUAUCGAUUGGCUGUGUGAAUACACCACCGUAGUCAAUAGGGAAGAGGCAGAGAUGAUCGGCUCAGAAUUCAUUCUGUGUGGGUGGAUCAAAUGCUUGACAGACAAACCUCCGGGUGGCAAUGAUAUAAUAUUUAGAUCCUCUCGAAAUGCAAUCUACCACAUCACUGACAGAGGGUGCCAAUGCCUUGGUUGGAAUGGAUACACUACUACAAUCACACCUGGAUCACCGCAAUCGUUCGACAUAAUCCCUUUAGCCCGACCCCUGAGUAUCUCAUACGGUAACCCUACCGACAAUGAUUUAAAACUCAAGGCGUCAUAUUAUUCUCGUCUUCAAAACAUAUUAGACGAUGCCCUGCUGCGGAUGUAUUUUCGUGAGUUUAUGAAGUCCAAUUUCUGCGAAGAGAAUCUUUGCUUCUGGGUGGAUUAUAACCGAGUCGAAAAGAAAUGGAUUUCUGCCGCAGAUUCAAUAGUGGUUCGGCGUCAGGUGUGGGCAAACGACUGUUUUCAGAUGUACAUGACCUAUCUAAGCCCAUGCGCACCGUCGGAAGUCAAUAUAGACCAUAUGCUGCGACAGGAUAUCAUUCGGUACGCAACAGCCUAUUUUAUCAAUCAGGCUGGAAUGGCAGGCACACACGCACCAUUUAGCACGGCCUUACAUCCCAUCAGUUUCUUGACAAACACGAACAAUACGAACAACAGACUCCCUGAGGAAUGUUUGCAGGAACUGAUAGAAAUGCUCAGAUGCGUGAACGAACAUGUAUGCCGAACUAUGGCUCAAGAUACAGUUCCAAAGUUUGUCCAGACCCAAAAAUACCAAGAAAUUAGUCAAAGAAACAAAAGUCAAGAUAUCAAAGAUUAAACAAAGUACAUGUAUCUGGAUAAUUACUUAUAACAGGCAAUACAAUACAUUAACAUCAAAAAAGCAAA
Messenger RNA from Phycomyces blakesleeanus NRRL 1555(-), 1691 nucleotides. RefSeq lists its product as hypothetical. NCBI's taxonomy places the organism in Eukaryota, Fungi, Mucoromycota, Mucoromycetes, Mucorales, Phycomycetaceae. The record is from RefSeq and is a predicted model, not a curated record. Gene Ontology annotation, biological process: intracellular signal transduction. The transcript is spliced from 5 exons. Bases 85 to 1623 code for a protein of 512 amino acids.